AUGUCUUUAUCAAACAUAACGGCCAGACUAUCCGACAAGGCUUCAAUCCCGAAAUUUUCGAUACGCAUCCUUGUGCCCGAAUCUAUUCUGGACUCUCUUGGAUCAAAGCUAGCAAAGCAGGCUGACAACCCGGGGGAUAUUGAUGAUUUUCUCGAUUCACUUCCAGAACUAAGUCCUAGGCUGGAAAGGCUGCGCCUGCUAGGGAUUGACAAGGCGCAACGAGAGCGGAAUAUCAUUCUGGGAAUACUGAUUAGGUCUGUCGAGAAGUCAUUAGCAGCCAAACCGGACGAUAGUACCAGGAAAUGGAUGUUAGAGCUGGCUGGAUUCAACUACAGUAAGAAUCACAACGCAGAGUUCAUUGCCACUUUACUUCUAGAUCACGCCAUCGAACGGCCCUGGAUCAUAGAAACUCCAUUCAUGGACAAUGUUUCCCACAUACUGAGAACCCAAGACACCACAAAGCCGAAAUCUCUUUCUUCAGGCCUCUGCAUCUCUCACACUGACUGUUGUGAGCUUUUCACCCUCGUCCAGCGACAUGGCUUGGAAAGAUCCAACCAUUCAGGGCCAAUACCGAAGCCUCUCGGGUGGGCGACAGUAACGCUUCCCCACAUACCAGGAAAAUCGUGGAAUGAGAGUCUUGUGUUCGAAAUAGACUCUCAUCUCGGAAUUGCUGGUGUUAUCCCUCUUUCAGUGCGCCAAAUGCUUCCUGCAGUCCCUGGCGCGGGACAGAGCUUGAGUUCCAUGAACAUAACGGGCUUCAAGCAAACUUUUCUCCGGGAAUUUCAAGCCCAUGUCAAUUUCGAACCUCUGCCGGAUUCCUACAGGAGCUACAGGGCGCGAGUAUCAUUCCAAUCUGAGGAUGGGUCGAUUGGCCCAAUGGUAAAACGCAUCUCUCAAAUGAUUGACCAGUUAGAGAGCGCAAUAAAGCUGUGCCAAGCGAAUGGUAAAUGCCUUCUCGGCAUUCCCUUCCUUAUACGAGCAGAAUCGUCGUCAGAGAAUGAUGUAUUAUCAUUGGAAACACUUUCCAUUACAGACACUACGCUGUUUUUUCAAUCCUUCAAAAAAUUUGCAAAAGCGUUGCGGUGGCAAGAAACGCAACAGAUAGCAAACAAUAUAACAACUGCAAGUCGCCUGGUCCUGGGCGCCGAGGCCGCCUUGUCGCUGUUCGGUCUUUUGAUCCCAGGCGCUGUAGUUGUCGCAAGCGUCGCGGGUAUCGCCAGUGCUGCAAGUACGGUUACAGCUCUCAUGCGAGAUAGGAUCUCGGAACAUGACGAUGCUGUCAAAUAUAUAUCUCGGUCCCUGAAGGCCAUUUUUCGUGUAAUUGGGCUGGACUUUGUUGACAUGGAGGAAUCCGUGCCUGUGAUCCUGCACUACUGUUCCCUAGCUGUCCAGUACCUCAGCCUUGCUGUACAGUUUUCUGUGCGUGGAUUUGCGUCACCGAUGGAAUUCAGUUUUCUAGAAAACGAUGUAGGUGAGUUUAUCCUCGAAGGUGCAAACUCUGGCCCGAAAAUCUUCGUCACCCCGCAACCGUUGACCUGUCUCGGCGACAUGCUUGGACAAGAUGUGUGGGCUUUCGGAACAUAUGUGCCUAUUCAAUUGUCCAAGAUGGAUCUAGUGGCCUGCGUUGGUGACGUACUAUCUGUCUGGGGACCUGGACAAUUGGAGCUCGGUCCCGAAGGGUUACUAGAUGGUGAGGAUCCAAGCUCUUACUGCAUCAGCAAAGUAUUUAUCGGCGGAGGAACACUCCGACCACACUCAGCAUCUGGAUCUCUCCCAUCAUGGCACUGGGAAUUCGAUGAUAUUCAUGGCACUCCUCUCUCGUCAAAUGUGAUGUAUGAGGGCCCUGUUGGCCUCCGUACCAAGAUCAGGAUUGGUGUCUCUAAUGCCGUACCUCCCCCACAAGUCUCCCUCCAUCCUACCACCUCGUUACCUACAAUCACAUAUCCCUUGUCGUUUACUCCGAUUGGCGCUAGCCACGAGAAUGGCUUGUGUCCCCACUCCAACUGGCAAUUCGACAGACAAAGGAGAGGGAUUAUGAUGACACACCUUAAGGAUAUCGGCACCCACGAAGGGUACAACCACCUCGCCGGUCAUGAAAUGACCUUCCAAGCCGGCCAAUACUUCGCGCUCCACAGAAGUUUAAGGUGGGAAAGAAGGCAAGGUUCAGGCGUGAAAACCUCACUCCUAGAGGAAACACAGACUCUGUCUGACCUCAUUAGGAUGCUUGAUAAGAAUUGUGGCUUGUUCGUCAGUAGUUGUACAAGGGUGAUGGCUCGUGCAAGACUGCGAGAUGUAGUUGCUUUCGCUGGCCCACUGCUCUAUCCAGAGUUAUUUCCCAUCCUUGGAGGUCUCAGUUUACGAGAUUCAAGAAUGGAGCUCGCCCGCGCUCUACAGAGCAGAGAUAACUUGUUGGACUGGGCCGAGAGCCGACACGAUGACCAAGGCGAGAUCCUGACAAACUCGAUCACAUUCAAGCACCUUAUCUUGAGAGUUCUCGGAAGACUAAAAUCCACGGGGGUCAUGCCAACCAACGCUUUCGAGGUUGCUUGGUUGUCUCCCGGCCUACCACCUAAGGCGACACGAGCGUCCUGCGCAAGCAAUCCAUGGCUCUACCUAUUCAGGGAUGGGGAAUUUAUGGCAACUUUCGCCUGCGUCACGCCUGUGUGUCUUGUAACGCAGUUCCACACAUGCACUAGUCAGCCCGACGAACCUCCCCGGUGCAGCUUAUCCGUAGGGCUAUCAAAAUUCGCCUUAUCAACCCGUGUCCUACCUUACCAAGAUCUACCAAGCGAAACUACAGGGCUAUCACAAGGUACGCCGCACUACACAACGUUGAGAUGCGGCGAGAAAUACCUUCUCAACUUAGCAACCGCAGAGAUCACUGCGAAGGUGGAAGAGUUGAUUACCGACCGGGCGUACAGAAUCAAAGUGGAGGAGGAAAGAGUUAUCUCAAGACUUGUGAAGCGACUUGUCGCUAGGCGAGAGGUGCGAUUCAUACGAGAAUCCAAUGAAGAUCUGGCUUUUCCUUGUUUAAUCAGUGGCUGA
Molecule: messenger RNA, 3045 nt
Organism: Clonostachys byssicola
Lineage: Eukaryota; Fungi; Ascomycota; Sordariomycetes; Hypocreales; Bionectriaceae
Source: the annotation of a GenBank genome assembly